This is a messenger RNA of Phyllostomus hastatus (greater spear-nosed bat), 1914 nucleotides long. Its product is annotated as general transcription factor IIH subunit 2. The transcript is spliced from 16 exons. Gene Ontology annotation, biological process: DNA-templated transcription; regulation of transcription by RNA polymerase II; nucleotide-excision repair. The record is from RefSeq and is a predicted model, not a curated record. Gene Ontology annotation, cellular component: transcription factor TFIIH core complex; transcription factor TFIIH holo complex. Gene Ontology annotation, molecular function: zinc ion binding. NCBI's taxonomy places the organism in Eukaryota, Metazoa, Chordata, Mammalia, Chiroptera, Phyllostomidae. Bases 396 to 1583 code for a protein of 395 amino acids.
GGAACCCGGAGCUGAGCGGAGGCGGGACCGCCCGCCCAGGGAUCUCGGCUGCAGGGAAGGAUCUCACUCUCCCGGGCGGAGACUAAAUGGACCUGACCAGCGUCUUAAGGAAUGAGGAUGUGAGAGAGCGUGUGGGAGAGGAGGGCAAUUUAUGACUGGGGAGCUGCGUGGAAGCAGUUGGGGCUGCUACCCGAGGGAACGUCCCAAAGGCAAAGCUUUGAGAAUUGAGAUCCUGGGUUGGAGUUUGUGACCUGCCUCCAGCUAUGUGGCCUCGAGAGAGUUACCAGCCUUUGAGCCUCGAGUUUCACACCUGAAAAUCGGGGCAGUAAUUUCCCUUUGCCCGUCUCACAGCGCUUUCUAGGGAUAUUGAAUAAUAUAAUACACUUAAGAAGAAAAUGGAUGAAGAACCUGAAAGAACUAAGCGAUGGGAAGGAGGUUAUGAAAGAACAUGGGAGAUUCUUAAAGAAGAUGAAUCAGGAUCACUUAAAGCUACAAUAGAAGACAUUCUCUUCAAAGCAAAGAGAAAAAGAGUAUUUGAGCACCAUGGACAAGUUCAACUUGGAAUGAUGCGCCAUCUUUACGUGGUAGUAGAUGGAUCAAGAACAAUGGAAGACCAAGAUUUAAAGCCGAAUAGACUGACAUGUACUUUAAAGUUGUUGGAGUACUUUGUAGAGGAGUAUUUUGAUCAAAAUCCUAUUAGUCAGAUUGGAAUUAUUGUAACAAAGAGUAAAAGAGCUGAAAAACUGACAGAACUCUCAGGAAACCCUAGAAAACACAUAACGUCUUUGAAGAAAGCUGUAGAUAUGACCUGCCAUGGAGAGCCAUCUCUUUACAACUCCUUAAACUUGGCUAUGCAAACUCUAAAACACAUGCCUGGACACACAAGUAGGGAAGUCCUAAUCAUCUUCAGCAGCCUCACAACUUGCGAUCCAUCUAAUAUCUAUGACCUAAUUAAGACCCUGAAGGCAACUAAAAUUAGAGUGUCUAUUAUUGGAUUGUCUGCAGAGGUUCGGGUUUGCACUGUGCUUGCUCGUGAAACUGGUGGUACAUACCAUGUUAUUUUAGAUGAAAGCCAUUACAAAGAAUUGCUAACGCAUCAUGUUAGUCCUCCUCCUGCUAGCUCAAGUUCUGAAUGCUCACUUAUUCGAAUGGGAUUUCCUCAGCAUACAGUUGCUUCUCUGUCCGAUCAAGAUGCAAAACCCUCUUUCAGCAUGGCGCAUUUGGAUAGCAAUACUGAGCCAGGACUUACAUUAGGAGGCUAUUUCUGCCCACAGUGUCGGGCAAAGUAUUGUGAGCUUCCUGUUGAAUGUAAAAUCUGUGGUCUUACUUUGGUGUCUGCUCCCCAUUUGGCACGGUCUUACCAUCAUUUAUUUCCUUUGGAUGCUUUUCAAGAAACUCCCCUAGAAGAACAUAAUGGAGAAAGAUUUUGUUACGGAUGUCAGGGGGAAUUGAAAGACCAACAUGUCUAUGUUUGCACUGUGUGCCAAAAUGUUUUCUGUGUGGACUGUGAUGUUUUCGUUCAUGACUCUCUCCACUGUUGUCCUGGCUGUAUUCAUAAUACGCCAGCUCCUUCAGGUAUUUGAUUCCAGCACAUAGCACACAUUGAAUGUGUUAAAGAGAAAUGUGCAACUGUAACUAAAAUGAUUCUUUAGAAGCUCCCAUUAAAACAUGAAAAGCAGUUUAAAAGGAAAAUCUAAUUAAGAACCUUUUGCCAAAAAAAUGUAAUAUUUUAUUAAAUUUUAAAAUUUGUGUCAUCACAGAAAUACCUGGAAUUCAAUGGUACUUCUUUUAGUUAAUUUUGUUUUCUAUCAUUUUGAAUUAUAACAUUUUCAGUCAUUUUAAGUUAAUUAUAAUGAUUAAAUUGAUGUGAUAAUUUCAUUGUUUGGUAAUUAAAUACAGAAUUUCAAUGACUUA